Messenger RNA from Xenopus tropicalis (tropical clawed frog), 2148 nucleotides. RefSeq names its product abhydrolase domain containing 8 (gene abhd8). The transcript has 5 exons. NCBI's taxonomy places the organism in Eukaryota, Metazoa, Chordata, Amphibia, Anura, Pipidae. Gene Ontology annotation, biological process: negative regulation of NLRP3 inflammasome complex assembly. Bases 88 to 1362 code for a protein of 424 amino acids. The record is from RefSeq and is marked provisional. Gene Ontology annotation, molecular function: catalytic activity.
CUCAGAUCCGUGUAAGCUACGAAUAAAUCUUCUGCACGGCAGGCACCCUAAAUUUCGACCCUUCUUGGAAAUAGAUGAGGCAUCAUCAUGUUGACCAGCAUUGCAGAACGUAUCAUGUACUGCCUAACAGGCAAAACCCCCAACUCUGUGGGUCCAGUAGAAAUGUCAGAAACCAGUGAUGGGUAUGAUUUCCUGGAGGUCAAGCCAGGCCGGGUCUUACGAGUGCGACAUAUCUUGCCUUCUUGUCCUGGUGGUAGAGAGGAGGAAGAAUUCGUUGAAGAAAAAAAUGGAGGGCAAGGAUUGGUCCACUGCAAGCGCCGGAUAACUGUUUACCGUAAUGGCCAGUUAGUAAUAGAGAAUCUUGGGGCCACUCUUCGUUCAGAAAUCUUGCAUUGCCGAAAUGGUAAUUCAGAGCCUGCAGGGACACUAGAGGUGGAGCUGUCUGAUUUUACUAGCACAGGCAAUGAAGUAGGAGGAAAGGAGAGUGAUGCUCCUCCCGGUAAGAGAAGAAAACGUAAACCCAAGAAGGUAAUUAUGGUUGACUGCCAAAGACAGGUGACUUGUUGCAAAGGCACCCAUUCUGACGUGGUCCUGUUUUUCAUCCAUGGAGUUGGGGGAUCCCUUGAUAUUUGGAAGGAGCAACUGGACUUUUUCUCCAAACUUGGAUACGAAGUAGUGGCACCAGAUUUGGUGGGGCACGGAGCCAGCACUGCUCCACAGAUUGGGGCUGCUUACAGCUUCUAUGCCCUUGCAGAAGACAUGAGGUGCAUUUUUAAACGCUAUGCCAAGAAAAGAAACAUCCUGGUUGGACAUUCUUAUGGGGUUUCCUUCUGCACUUUCUUGGCCCAUGAAUAUCCUGACCUGGUGCACAAGGUAGUCAUGAUAAAUGGAGGCGGUCCUACAGCACUAGAACCCAGCCUGUGUUCUAUUUUCAACAUGCCCACCUGUGUACUACACUGCCUGUCCCCCUGCCUGGCCUGGAGUUUCCUCAAGGCUGGAUUUGCAAGACAAGGUGCCAAAGAGAAGCAGCUCCUACGGGAGGGUAAUGCCUUCAAUGUGUCAUCUUUUGUGCUUAGAGCCAUGAUGAGUGGACAGUAUUGGCCGGAAGGGGAUGAGGUCUACCAUGCAGAGCUCACAGUCCCUAUUCUAUUGGUGCAUGGCAUGCAUGACAAAUUUGUUCCUCUUGAUGAAGACCAGAGGAUGGCAGAGAUUCUCCUGAUCACUUUCCUAAAAGUAAUAGAGGAAGGAAGCCACAUGGUAAUGCUUGAGUGUCCAGAAACUGUUAACACACUCCUCCAUGAGUUCCUCCUGUGGGAACCAGAAACACAGAGCACUGCAGCAGAGGAUACUGGGAAUGAAUGAAGAGAAGGACAAUCACAGAGUGGCUAGAAACAGAAGAGACUUUUCUGCUAUUGCCCCAAACAAUGGAGAAAGUCCAAGUUUGGUGAAGAGGCCUGGUGGUCUAUUUUCACUGACCAAGGUUUUAGAAAAGACUUUGGCUCCCAGAGGAUGGCGAGAAGGAAGAAAAGAAAUCCAGAAAAGGCAGAAAAUGUAUGUAUCCAGCAUUAGGAAGAAUGUUUCCACCAUCCCUCCUGCUUACACUUACCGAGAAACAAAUAGCAGGGUAUAGAAUAAAAUUGAUCUGGGUGCAUUGUAGGUAACACAUCAGACUAAUUGGCAGAUAGUGCAGAAUUACGUUGUGUUACCUAGUGACAACCAAUGCUAUCCAAAUCCUAAAAUCAGAGGAAGAAAUCCUCUGGAUUCUGAGAAGUAAUAAGAUCAAAAACAUAAAUAGAAGACUGCAGAUAAAUCACAUAUUACUUUGAAAAAGACAGUGUUGAUCACAUCUUUAGAACAUGUAGCAUUUUCCUGUUGUAGGCAGGGUACUUCAAGUUAACCCCUUCCUUGCCAGGGAGGAACUCAAGGCAGCGAACAUGUUAAUAACUAUUGAAAUAUUUGUACUCAUAACAGGCCCAGUGGAUGAAAAAAGGGGUAAAUGUAAAUGCUUUGAGAAUAUGAAAAAUCCAAGCUAAAUGUACAUUCUGUGGCUCACAUGUAAGAUGAAUAUGCCAUGUUCGUAUGCUCCAGUUGUAAACACUGGCACCACAAACUGCAGUAUUAACUCUAAAUAAACAUUAUUUAUUCAUA